CUGAGGUGAAGGCAGUGCCUGUUUGUGUGGAGCCAUCUCACCAUCCCCGAGGUGAUGCCCCGUGCUUUCCUGGUCAGGAGUCGGCGUCCACAGCCACCCAACUGGGGCCACCUGCCUGACCAGCUCCGGGGAGAUGCCUAUAUCCCAGACUGCAGCAGCCCAGGAGGCCCACCGGUACUUCAGUCUUCCUGCCUUGGGAACCCUUGGGCAGCGCCCAUGCAGGGCACCCUGGCCUCUGCUCCCAGAAACCCCGGCACGCUUGGUUGCCCACUCUGUCCCAAGGCCUUUCCACUGCAGCGCAUGCUGACGCGACACCUCAAGUGUCACAGCCCGGCACGCCGCCAUGUGUGCCGCUGUUGUGGCAAGGGCUUUCAUGACGCCUUCGAUCUCAAGCGCCACAUGAGGACCCACACAGGGAUCCGGCCAUUCCGCUGUGGAGCUUGUGGGAAAGCAUUUACCCAACGAUGCUCCCUCGAAGCUCAUCUCGCCAAGGUACACGGGCAGCCAGCCAGCUACGCUUACCGUGAGCGCCGGGAGAAGCUGCAUGUGUGCGAGGACUGCGGCUUCACCAGCUCCCGGCCGGAUGCCUACGCCCAACAUCGUGCCUUGCACCGCGCUGCCUGAAACUGCCUAAUUACGCUUUCCCAUGAGGCUAUAAAUAAACACAGGAAA
Messenger RNA from Tupaia belangeri chinensis (Chinese tree shrew), 672 nucleotides. RefSeq names its product ovo like zinc finger 3 (gene OVOL3). Lineage: Eukaryota; Metazoa; Chordata; Mammalia; Scandentia; Tupaiidae. The transcript has 4 exons. The record is from RefSeq and is a predicted model, not a curated record. Gene Ontology annotation, biological process: epidermal cell differentiation; regulation of transcription by RNA polymerase II. Gene Ontology annotation, cellular component: nucleus. Bases 55 to 624 code for a protein of 189 amino acids. Gene Ontology annotation, molecular function: RNA polymerase II cis-regulatory region sequence-specific DNA binding; DNA-binding transcription factor activity, RNA polymerase II-specific.